Messenger RNA from Thamnophis elegans (Western terrestrial garter snake), 1946 nucleotides. It is a transcript of the gene PPP2R3B, whose product is annotated as protein phosphatase 2 regulatory subunit B''beta. Lineage: Eukaryota; Metazoa; Chordata; Lepidosauria; Squamata; Natricidae. The record is from RefSeq and is a predicted model, not a curated record. The coding region runs from base 194 to 1936 and encodes 580 amino acids. Gene Ontology annotation, molecular function: calcium ion binding; protein phosphatase regulator activity. Gene Ontology annotation, cellular component: protein phosphatase type 2A complex. Gene Ontology annotation, biological process: protein dephosphorylation. The transcript is spliced from 14 exons.
CGCCCCGCCCCCAGCCGCCGUUGUGGACGUUUCGGACGGAUGUUUAGGGUUUUUUUUUUUCAGGCCCGGCGGAACGCGAUUGGAGCUAAAACAGGACGCGUCCGGGGAAAUCCGGAUGUAUGGUGAAAUCUGUUUAAUCUGAUUUGAAGUUCAGCUUUCAUUCAAGCAAAAAAUAAAUUAAGAGGAGGACAAGAUGCCAAAUAUCAAAGUUUUACAGCCUGUACUAAAAAUGAAAGUGGAUGAGCUCUUUUUGUGCUGGUUGAGUGAAACAGCAACUCAAGUGAUGCUCAAAGACUAUUUAAGAAGUAUAACCAGUGAAGAAAAGAUUGAAAUAGGUAGCGGUGAUGCUGGGGACAAUGAAAAUAUUCUUUCUCAAAUUAACUAUGUCUCCAAACAAAGCAUGUUAGGCAGUCUGAUAUCUCCUUUGACUCCAACGAGCCCUCCUCACCUUUCCACUACUCUUCCAUUCAGUACCCCAACAAGUCCUAGGAGCUGUUCUGGUAUUCGAGGAAAGCGCAGAUCUUCAAGUUGCAGAAAUGUUCAGUCAAAGAAAGAGGAAUCUUUAACACCAUCUCUGAGCCAAACCAUUCCAACAUUUUAUUUUCCUCAAGGGUGUCCAAAAGAAAAAGUCAACAUUGAUGCUAUUAUUGCAAAGAUAGACAAAACUUUCUCCCAGUUUCCCAAUGAGCGAGCUACAUUAGAAGAUAUGGGCAAAGUUGCAAAGGCCUGUGACUGCCCCCUUUACUGGAAAGGUCCAUUAUUUUAUUGCGCUGGAGGAGAGCGCACAGGAUUUGUAUCAGUUCAUAAGUUUGUUGCUAUGUGGCGAAAAAUAUUACAGACCUGCCAUGAUGCUGCUGCCAAGUUUGUUCAUCUUCUAAAAAGUCCUGGAUAUAAUUAUCUGGUACAAGAAGACUUCAUUCCAUUUUUACAAGACGUGGUUAAUAGUCAUCCUAGUCUAGUCUUCUUAAAGGAAGCAUCAGAAUUUCAUUCACGGUACAUUACAACGGUAAUACAAAGGAUAUUUUAUACAGUAAACAGGUCAUGGACAGGAAGAAUCACUUGUAAUGAACUCAGAAAAAGCAGCUUUUUACAGAAUGUGACGUUGUUAGAAGAGGAAGUAGAUAUUAACCAGCUGACAGAAUACUUCUCUUAUGAACAUUUUUAUGUAAUUUAUUGUAAAUUUUGGGAGCUAGAUACAGACCACGAUCUUUACAUCGACCAAAAGGAUUUAGCUCGACAUAACGACCAUGCUAUAUCUAAUCGGAUGAUAGAUAGGAUUUUCUCUGGAGCUGUAACAAGGGGCAAGAAAGCACAGAGAGAAGGAAAAAUCAAUUAUGCAGAUUUUGUGUGGUUUUUGAUAUCAGAAGAAGACAAAAGGACUGCCACUAGCAUUGAAUAUUGGUUUCGAUGUAUGGAUCUUGAUGGUGAUGGCGUAUUGUCCAUGUAUGAACUACAAUACUUUUAUGAAGAACAGUGUCAAAAACUGGAUAAUAUGGCCAUUGAACCUCUGCCAUUUGAAGACUGCCUUUGUCAGAUGCUUGAUCUUGUGAAGCCAGAGAAUGAAGGAAAAAUAACUCUUCAUGAUUUAAAGAGAUGUAGGAUGGCAAAUGUUUUCUUUGACACUUUCUUCAAUAUUGAGAAAUAUUUAGACCAUGAGCAGAAGGAUCAGUUUUCUGUGCUGAGGGGUACCGAAAAUGAAAAUCAAGACAUGUCUGAUUGGGAAAAAUACGCUGCUGAGGAGUAUGAUGUCCUAGUUGCUGAAGAAGCAGCCAGCGACCAGUGGAAUGAUUGUUUUGAAGCUGAGCUGAUUCCUGGUGACCAUCAAAAGACCAACAUACUAAAAUAUCAAAUGGAGAAAAGACCUUUUUUUGAUAUGCCUUCCCAUUUGGCAGAUGUUGACUUGGAUGAUUAUGACUAUGAAGACGAUUUUGAAUAAACUAUAUUUG